Molecule: messenger RNA, 291 nt
Organism: Monascus purpureus
Lineage: Eukaryota; Fungi; Ascomycota; Eurotiomycetes; Eurotiales; Aspergillaceae
Source: the annotation of a GenBank genome assembly
AUGGCCGACACAGAGGAUGUUGGCGCAUCGUCCGUCUCCGAACCCUUGGACCUGGUACGCCUAUCGUUGGAUGAAAUUGUCUUUGUGAAGCUCCGUGGUGAUCGGGAGCUUAAGGGUCGCCUUCAUGCAUACGACAGUCACUGCAACGUUGUCCUGGGAGACGUCGAGGAGACAAUAUAUGUUGUCGAGGAGAAUGAAAAUGAGGAAGAGACCGUCAGAACAAUCAAGAAGCAAGAGGAGAUGCUUUUCGUACGAGGUGAUUCGGUAGUUCUGAUCUCUCCCCAAGCAUGA